AUGGACACGUCGAACCUCAAGUCCUUCAGCCUCACGCACUUCCAGUACGAGGACGGCGAUAUCCUGGGCCAGUUCCUGGCACUGAUGAGCCUGAUCCCAAUAUUCUUUAUCGUCAUGGAAGCGACUAUCGUCCUGAGCCGCCGUGAGCUCGCCGGCCUCGUCCUGUUUGUUGGACAGCUUCUGAACGAGCUGUUCAACUUUGUGCUCAAGGAGCUGAUCCGUGAGGAACGACCACACUCGGAGCUGGGUGAUGGCUUCGGGAUGCCGUCGAGCCACGCACAGUUCAUGGGACUGGUGCAGCUGGGUGCCUUGGUGCUGGGCAUCCUGGUGGCUGUGUCACGGGUGUACCUGAACUACCACACGGUGCGGCAGGUUGUGGCCGGCGUUGCCGUUGGGCUGGCAGCGGGUGCAGGGUGGUUCGGCAUCACCGAGGCUGCGUUUUUUGGUUCAGGCCUUGCCGAGUGGGUGCUGGACACCAGAGUGUGCCAGUGGCUGAUGGUGCGCGAUUCCCGCAGCAUCCCCGAUAUCGCACGGCGCGAGUACGAAUUGUCACAGUCUUCCAAGCAAAAAUCGGAGUAGAGAUUUAUUAAAAACAUUCACUCUUGCUCGUUCUCCAGAUAGUUCUGAACCUUCUGGGCGGCGGGCAGCUCAGUCCGGUAGUCCUUGUCGGUGCGGGCACCCAGCUUGACGUAGCAGAGCACGCGCGGGGCACCGUUGUCCAGCACAGACUGCAUGCACUGCUCGACGACCUUGGAGACGAGCGCGUACUCGCCCUGGAAGUUUGUGCCGGAGUCAUGCAUGGUGUGCUCAAGGCCCGACUCUUCAAGGAUCGUCUUGACGCGGGCAAUGUACUUUGUGAAAGAGACUAUGCCAAGGGGCACCAUCUGGAUCUCGCCAGAAACAAACAUGACCGAUAGAGGGGGCUUUGGUGCAAAAGAUAGCGAUGGAGAGGAGAGAGGGGUCAGGAAAAUAUCCGCGCUGUAAUUUUGGUAGUCCGAAGCUUUGUUUAGGGUGAAUCGAA
This is a messenger RNA of Linderina pennispora, 1021 nucleotides long. RefSeq lists its product as uncharacterized. The record is from RefSeq and is a predicted model, not a curated record. The transcript is spliced from 2 exons. NCBI's taxonomy places the organism in Eukaryota, Fungi, Kickxellomycota, Kickxellomycetes, Kickxellales, Kickxellaceae. Gene Ontology annotation, biological process: lipid biosynthetic process; protein N-linked glycosylation. Gene Ontology annotation, cellular component: intracellular membrane-bounded organelle; endoplasmic reticulum membrane. Gene Ontology annotation, molecular function: dolichyldiphosphatase activity. Bases 1 to 579 code for a protein of 192 amino acids.